AUGAAGUUUACCGUCACCGCUGCCUUUCUCUUGGCCGGGUCAUCGCUCGCUGUCCCGCUUACUGUUAAGCGUGAUGUCGACCUCGUGGACGUGAACGCCCCUGGCGGCUGGGUGUACAAGCGUGACGCUGAGAAACGUGAUGUUGACCUUGUCGAUGUGGACGCCCCUGGCGGCUGGGUGUACAAGCAUAAUCAGGAUGACUCGGAAAUCUGGCAGAAGUAA
Molecule: messenger RNA, 222 nt
Organism: Talaromyces atroroseus
Lineage: Eukaryota; Fungi; Ascomycota; Eurotiomycetes; Eurotiales; Trichocomaceae
Exons: 4
Coding region: 1-222 (73 amino acids)
Source: RefSeq, a predicted model, not a curated record